Molecule: messenger RNA, 1751 nt
Organism: Acanthisitta chloris (rifleman)
Lineage: Eukaryota; Metazoa; Chordata; Aves; Passeriformes; Acanthisittidae
Product: protein SET-like
Biological process (GO): nucleosome assembly
Cellular component (GO): nucleus; chromatin
Molecular function (GO): chromatin binding; histone binding
Source: RefSeq, a predicted model, not a curated record
GCUUGGGAAUGAAAGGGAUAUUGACAUCUCUUCGUUGUCUUUCAGAAAAAGAGCAACAGGAAGCAAUUGAACACAUUGAUGAAGUACAGAAUGAAAUAGACAGACUGAAUGAACAGGCCAGUGAGGAAAUUUUGAAAGUAGAACAGAAAUACAACAAACUUCGCCAACCUUUCUUCCAGAAGAGGUCAGAAUUGAUCGCCAAAAUCCCCAAUUUUUGGGUAACAACAUUUGUCAAUCACCCACAAGUAUCUGCACUGCUGGGAGAGGAAGAUGAGGAAGCACUGCAUUAUUUGACCAGAGUUGAGGUGACAGAAUUUGAAGACAUCAAAUCAGGUUACAGAAUAGAUUUUUAUUUUGAUGAGAAUCCAUACUUUGAAAAUAAAGUUCUCUCCAAAGAGUUUCACCUCAAUGAAAGUGGAGACCCAUCCUCAAAAUCAACUGAGAUCAAAUGGAAAUCUGGGAAGGACCUGACAAAACGUUCAAGCCAGACACAGAACAAAGCCAGUAGGAAGAGGCAGCAUGAAGAGCCAGAAAGUUUCUUCACCUGGUUCACUGACCACUCUGAUGCAGGGGCUGAUGAGCUAGGAGAAGUCAUCAAGGAUGACAUCUGGCCAAACCCCUUACAGUACUACUUGGUUCCUGACAUGGAUGAUGAGGAAGGGGAGGGAGAGGAGGAUGACGAUGAUGAUGAAGAGGAAGAAGGAUUAGAGGAUAUUGAUGAAGAAGGAGAUGAAGAUGAGGGGGAGGAAGAUGAAGAUGAUGAUGAGGGUGAGGAAGGAGAGGAGGAUGAAGGAGAAGAUGACUAAUUGAACACUGAUGGAUUCCAAACCCCCUUUUUACCUUUUUAAUUUUUCUCCAGUCCCUGGGAGCAAGUUGCUGUCUUUUUUUUCUUGUGCUCAGUCGCCUUGUUCUCUUGAGGUCUCUUUUUCUCUCCUCUACACCAUGGUUCACCAUUUAUUUUGGGGGAAAUAACCUUGAGCAGAAUACAGUGGAAAAGAAUCUACCAGUUUCUGUUUCAAGUUCAUUUUUAUCCCUUUCUGUCUCAAAAAAACCAACCAACAAACAAAACAAAAACUGUUUAUGGAAUCAACACACCAUGUUCUGUGGGAAAAAAGAAAACCUUCUGCUCCCUUCACUCUGCUGGAAGCUGAAGAGUGCUAGGCCCCUGUGUAGUAGUGCAUAGAAUCUAGCUUUUUUCCUUCUUUCUCUGUAUAUUGGGCUCAGAGAUUACACUGUGUCUCUAUGUGAAUAUGGACAGUUAGCAUUUACCAACAUGUAUCUGUCUACUUUCUCUUGUUUAAAAAAAAGAAAAAAAAACUAAAAAAAAAAAUAAAAAUAAACCUGGGGUUAUAGAAGGUGAGCUGGGGUGGGUUUCGGAGGUGUGGGUGGGUUAAGUGGGCAUUUUGACAACAUGGCUUCUUCUCCUUUGGCAUGUUUAAUUGUGAUGUUUAACAAACAUCCUUGCAGUUUAAGAUGACACUUUUAAAAUAAAAAUCUUCUCCUAAUGAUGACUUUGAGCCCUGCCACUUGAUGGAGAAUCAGCAGAACCUGUAGGAUCUUAUUUGGAAUUGACAUUCUCUAUUGUAAUUUUGUUCUUGUUUAUUUAAAAUUUCUUUUUUUUUUUUUUUUUUGGUUUUUUUUUUGGUUUUUUUUUUUGUUUUGUUUCACUGGAAAGGAAAGAAAGAUGCUCAGUUUUAAACGUUAAAGUGUACAAGUUGCUUUGUUACAAUAAAACUAAAUGUGUACACAAA